This is a messenger RNA of Toxorhynchites rutilus septentrionalis, 2127 nucleotides long. RefSeq lists its product as uncharacterized. Bases 887 to 1942 code for a protein of 351 amino acids. NCBI's taxonomy places the organism in Eukaryota, Metazoa, Arthropoda, Insecta, Diptera, Culicidae. The transcript has 2 exons. The record is from RefSeq and is a predicted model, not a curated record.
AUAUUAAAAAUUACUAAGGAUAAGUCUAAGAGCCCACAUAUAAUAUAUAAUACUUUUCCAGGUCAAGUAAGACACAUUUUUCAUAGAAAUGGAUAUUCAGAUGGAGACCUAACAAGGAUUUUGAAGGAUUAUCUGGAUCCAACAACGAAUAACGGUAUCUUUGCGCCACUCGACAUUUCUUUGUCGUGUCGAAGGAUAAUUAAUAACACAUUUAGCAAGACCUUAAAAAUUAACUUCUCCAAUCUCAAACUUCCAGAUUUGAUGUCAUCAGCGGACCAACAGGAAUUCAUCAAACGAUGUCAUAAUUUUAACCACAGAGGAUGGAAACUCACAUACAGUGAGCUACAGAAAUCUGUAUACUUCCCAGGGAUGUUAUCUAAGGUCAAGACUAUGUCUACUACUCCAGGGCGGACACUGCGAUGUCCGCAUACACGAUUUAAAUCAAAACCCUCUAGCUGUUGUGUCAUUAGGACCUGCGAGAAUAAGCCAUAACUAUGUUAGAAUUAUCCACCGUGUAAAUGUAAGUUCUAUUGAAUCCAUUAUUGAAAAACUGAUUGUAAUUGCAAAUGAAAAGAUAACACAUAGACACAUCCUGAGCCCACUUAUAAAAUCUAAACAAGAAAAAUUGUUAAUAACUUUUGAAAAACUGAAAACGCCAAAUAUUAGACGAUUCAGACGAUGGGAAACCCUAGGAAAAGCCUGGAAAUAUAUAUCAGGCAGCCCGGAUGCCGAAGAUUUGAAAAUCAUUAAUACCACUACCAAUACACUAAUUGAACAAAAUAAUAAGCAAACAGCAAUUAACAAGCAAUUUGAAGAAAGAAUCAAUAACUUAACAAAAACUACCUCUUUGCUAGCUACCGACUAUUACAAGUCAUAUAAUGAAACAAUGGAUGGAUUUGAAUCAGUUAAUCUUUUAUUUAAUUUAGAUGAGCUCAUCAAGAAUUUAGAGAUAGUAGAGGAGGCUAUAACUUUAGCUAGGUUUAAUAUACCAAGCAGCCGCCUCAUCAGCCCAGAAGAAAUCUUCGCAGCACAACAGUUUCUCACCAGCAACAAUUUCGAACUAGAUUCCUUCGGCACUAUUCUGGAUAUCGCCAGCGCUUAUGUUCUUCGAACCUCACAUUCAAUUAUCUACACCUUAAAAGUUCCAAGAAUUAAGGAUGUCAUUUAUGAGCUACACUACAUCGAACCAGUCAUAACCAAUGGUACACGUGUUCAUCUAUCUUCAAACUACUAUCUAAAAGGACCCAAAUCUUACCAUAUGCAAAAUUUAUGUCCUAAAACCAGAGGACUUUACAUUUGCCAGGAGUCGCAGUUAGAAGUAGCAGGAGCAUGCAUUCAACAACUAAUGAGUGGAAGUUCUGCCCAAUGUAUGGUUGAGAAAACGUAUGGUCAAAAUUUUGUAAAGAAAAUCAACGACGCCAAUAUCGUUGUAAAUGAUGCAAACAUGACUAUGUCUUCAAGCUGUUUUAAACACACGAAAGACUUGCAGGGAUCUUUCUUAAUUCAGUUCUCCGGAUGUACUAUCCACCUAAAUGGAGAGGAGUAUACAAAUCUCGACGCUGAAGGACCUGCAACGUCUUUUAUUCCAACCACCGGGCUAAAGGUAAACGCCACUGAAAUCAUCUAUCGUAUGCCUCUAGACUACUUACAGAAACUUCAUCUAAAUCAUCGAGAACACCUGCACAAGCUCAACUUGACGACGACAAACAUACACGGAAGUUUGCGCACCUUCAAGUGGAUAUCCUUUGGUUCAUUCUCCGUUACAACUCUAAUCAUCCUUGGAAUCAUUUUCACCUUGGUCAUCAAAAACAUACUUCCACCAUGCAAUAGAACCAAAAUCGUUAUCAAGGGAGACACGCCAACGGGUAGUAUGGAGGACAUUGUAGAUGAAUAUAUUCAGAAGAAACCGAGGGUUAAGUUCAUACCACAGCAAGAUAAUUGAGGAAAGCCGAGGACGACUUUCGACUAGAAGGGGAGCCGUUAGGAAAUCCAGCCGGUAUACCACGCCACGCGGCACAUCCAUCGUCAGCGGUAUGCGAUAUGCAUACUCAGCAGAAUGAAAUAAUAAAAAGGCCACAGCCAUGUGGCUCGCUCUCUUUUCUCACACUGGACGUCGGCUAGGGAAUA